UUGAGGAAGAAGAUGUUGGUACACAAUAUUAGCGAUAAUGUAAUCCUACCUUCUGAUACUGCCCAGGAGACCACACCAGUAUCUACUCCAGCUAGCACAGAAUCGGGAAAAGAAACUACAGACAUUUUUUCCGAUGGUCUAACUAUUGAUGAAACCUUGUUAUCAAAAAGUAUGGAUUACACAAUGACGGAAGUUGUCUCUAUUCAGGACAUGAGAGACAUCAUAGAACAGCUACGAAUGGACCUUGCCACAACACAAAAUGAACUUGAAAACAUUAUUCUAGACAAUAACGACCUCCGUUCACAAGUGACCAAUCUUAUCAAGGAAAAUAACACAUUAAAGGCUUUUCUAUCCAAAACACCACCAAAGAAAAGUAAAUCAAAUUGUAGCACCAAAAAGAAAAUUAGAAGUUCCCCACGAUAUUCAGAUGUAAAUAUAAUAGCCACACCGCCCAGGGCAUUCAGUGACAACACGACAGAGGAAUUCUCUAACAGGAACAUCCUAACCCUCGAGCAGAAUCUUAAAGAUCUCGAGCUGCAACUGAAGUCAGCCAAAAAUGAAAUAGCGGACUUUAAUAUUCAAAUCAUAACCCUUCAAAAGGUAGUCCAAGCUAAAGAAUUUGAAGAAUCCUCGCUAAUUCAGCACACGAUUAAUUUAAACUCAGAAAUUGAUAAAAAAGGGCAGCAAGCUAUUAAUGCAUUCGCGCAGUAUUUCAGCUCAGUUUUUCAACCUGAUACUCCAUUGUUAAAUGCAGAGGCAGCGGAACGCGAUGCAAUGUACGCAGACUGUGUAACCAAAGUCAGUAUUAAUAUUAUUAAAGCUUCAGAUCUACGAUGGGCAAUACGCCGUCUUAAGGCAUCGGCAGCUUGUGGCCCUGAUAACAUACCUUCGUUUUUAAUAAAGACUGUAUGGCAGUUUUAG
Messenger RNA from Parnassius apollo (apollo), 921 nucleotides. The record is from the annotation of a GenBank genome assembly. NCBI's taxonomy places the organism in Eukaryota, Metazoa, Arthropoda, Insecta, Lepidoptera, Papilionidae.